Sebastes umbrosus (honeycomb rockfish) is the source of this 3974-nucleotide messenger RNA. It is a transcript of the gene tbc1d22b, whose product is annotated as TBC1 domain family, member 22B. The record is from RefSeq and is a predicted model, not a curated record. Gene Ontology annotation, biological process: activation of GTPase activity. NCBI's taxonomy places the organism in Eukaryota, Metazoa, Chordata, Actinopteri, Perciformes, Sebastidae. Gene Ontology annotation, molecular function: GTPase activator activity. Bases 233 to 1750 code for a protein of 505 amino acids. The transcript is spliced from 13 exons.
AUCACAGGCGCCGGCUCCGUGUGCUCCAAGAUGGCUGCUUCCAGAGCUCAGUUUCAGACAUCAUCGCAUAUUGAAAGCUGAAUAUCACCUGAACAUCUUCUGUCUACCUGCGGGUUAAACUCAUGAAGAGAAGGAGCUAGACGGAGCCGAGCCGGGCUGAGCUGUUCCUCUAUGGUCUGGUCGUGUGAGGAGCCGGUCUGGGUCUGAAGGAGGUUGUUGUGUUGAUCCGAGGAUGGCCACCGAGAACAGGAUCAAUUUCUGGAGGAGAAGCGCAAAGGUUCCCGGAAGGUAUCCCAAAGACACAAAGCCCAAGUUCAACAAUCUCAAGUCCAAAAAGGCCUCUAGCUUCCAUGAAUUCGCCUGCAGCACCAAUGAUGCUUGGGACAUCAACGAAGAGGAGGACGAGGAUUUCCUCGGGACCCCCGCCCCAGCUUCAUCCCUACCAUCAGGCCUCCACCCUAUGUCCACACAGAACCAGCAGCAGCAGCAGCAGCAGAAUCAGGCUGUGGAUACAGAAACCGAGGUGUCAGACAGACUGGCACCUCCCAGGACAGAAGUUCAAGAUCUCCAGGAUGUGCAAGAGGAGGACGCAGAGGACGCAGAGUGCGAGCAUGUCAACGGCAAGGUUGUCAAGUCUAGUAGCGACGUCCACCUCAGCCCGUCCUCAGUUCGCUCCACGCUACAGAAACAGCAGUCUCUCCCAGUUCGUCCCAUCAUCCCGCUGGUGGCUCGCAUGUCGGACCAGAACGCGUCGGGGGCACCACCCAUGACGGUGCGGGAGAAGACCCGGCUGGACAAAUUCAAGCAGCUGCUGGCUAGUCCCAACACUGACCUAGAGGAACUCCGAAAGCACAGCUGGUCGGGCAUACCAAGAGAAGUCCGGCCAAUCACAUGGAGGCUUCUCUCUGGCUACCUGCCGGCCAACAAGGAGCGCAGAGAACUGGUGCUAACAAGAAAGCGAGAGGAAUACUUUGGCUUCAUAGAGCAGUAUUACCACUCCAGAACAGACGAGCACUAUAAAGACACAUACAGACAGAUUCACAUCGAUAUUCCAAGGACCAACCCUCUGAUUCCCUUGUUCCAGCAGCCCGUAGUACAGGAGGUGUUUGAGCGUAUUCUCUUUAUCUGGGCCAUCCGUCACCCAGCCAGCGGUUACGUCCAGGGAAUCAACGAUCUGGUCACACCCUUCUUUGUCGUCUUCCUCUCUGAGUUUGUCAAGGAUGUCGAGAACUUUGAGGUGUCAGUGCUGCCUCUGGACACCCAGAGAAACAUCGAAGCUGACAGCUUCUGGUGCAUGAGCAAGCUGCUGGAUGGAAUACAGGACAACUACACCUUUGCUCAGCCUGGAAUCCAGAACAAAGUGAAAGCUUUAGAGGAGCUGGUCAGCAGGAUAGAUGAGGACAUUCACAAUCACUUCAAGAGGUAUGAGGUCGAGUACCUGCAGUUUGCUUUCCGAUGGAUGAACAAUCUGCUGAUGAGGGAGCUGCCGCUUCGCUGCACUAUUCGUCUCUGGGACACCUACCAGGCUGAAGCGGAGGGUUUCUCCCACUUCCACCUGUACGUCUGUUCUGCUUUCCUCAUUGAGUGGCGCAAAGAAAUCCUCUCCAUGGUUGACUUUCAGGGCCUUCUUAUGCUACUGCAGAACCUUCCUACAAUCCACUGGGGUAACGAGGAAGUGGGUCUCCUCCUGGCUGAGGCUUAUAGACUAAAGUACAUGUUCGCAGACGCGCCCAGCCACUACAAAAGAUAGGUCUGAGGCCGCCUCACAGCAAGCACAGCCCACUCUAAAAUCAAACCAGACUGUUGACUGGACGGACUCACAGUAUCUGAGAUAGUCCAGACAAGUGUCCAAGUGUUGUCUUUGAGGUAACCUGGAAGAGACUGAUGAAGACACAACACGUAUCCUGUGAAAAUGAAGUCCAGUGAAUGUCGCAUUGGAUCUGGGUCUAUGGUGUAACCAUAGAGCUCAGUGAAUAUAAGACUAUUUGCAGUCAAUGUACUGCACUGUAUCAACGGACUGUUACAGUAUGAAUAACCAUAGCUAUGCCUCAUUGGUUUACUUACACAGUUUUUGGUCAUGCAACAUUAAUUGUCUCUCAAGUGAAAUGUACACUCAGAGGAACACGCUGUAAUAUAAAGGGAUGAUAUUAUUAGUGAAAGAUGGCAUCUACAGAUUCUAUUUUUUUGAAGAUAUGUUUUGGAGUUUGUUUUAAAAAUCUUGGAUUUAGGCAACUACAAUACUUUAUUUUCUCUUUUAAAACUUUUAGUCUGACACUGUUAAGCUGUUAUAAAUAAGAUGGACCCCCCCCCUUUUUUUUCAGAUAAGAGAGCUAAUUUAUGAGUAGACUUAUGCUUUGGUUCAGGGAUACCAAAUUUGCACUGUACAAUCAACUUAUAAAAGUCCUUAUUUCGGAUUUAAGUGAGUCAGUUUAAUUGGUUGCCAGUAUAGAUUUUGGAUUAUAUUAGGUAUUAGACCUAAGAGUAGCAAAUAUUGGGUACUGCGUUUUAUUCCAGGUUGUGUUUUGGGUUAAAAGUGGAGGAACUGAUUUGGUAUUAGUUUGCCUUGGUCAUUAUAAUGAUAAUAAUAAUGAAUCACUAUGAGGCUUUUGGGUAUAAUAUGAUAUAUAUCAACAGUGGUAACAUUAGAAUUGUACUGCCUGUGAAUAGACCAGGAACAAUGGAGACCUUCUGGUUAAUGUAGCUUUGAAAUUCCUUGUUCAUAAAUCAGCUCAAUUAUUUAAUUUUGGAACUGACUAAGAUAAAUCUCAAUUUUAAUAUUUUCGACAGUUAAAAUUUGUAUAUACAGAUUGUGGCACAUAGUAACACACUGAUAACUGGCACAAAAUUAGAUCAGUAACAACAAGUUUUUGUCUGAAACUUUUCAGACUUUACGCAUAAAGAUGGGGGUAAAUGAUUGAUCGUAUGAUAAUCUAUGAAGUAUCUCAUUAGAUACCUGUGGUUACUGUAAUAAAAAAGUGCAUAUGCAUACAAGUAGUUAACCUUGUUUGAUUUCCUCAGUUUAGGAUAAUAAUAAUAAUUGUUUAUGGGGUUUGAAGAUAUUUUUAAAAUGGAAGAAAUGCCUUCUCAAUGCUUGUUCAGUACUGAAGGAUAUCCUACUUGAGACAGUCCUGUGGACACAGUGCAGCUCACAAUAUAUGACGAUGCCUUUGUUAUGAGCAUUUGUAAUGUUCUCUUGUCUUUUAAAGUGUACAGUAAUACGGAUUAAUGCUUGUAUUUUAUAUUUGUCUGAGGUUCAGGUUAGGUUGCUCUUGUAUCUGUGACCAUUUGGGGGGAUUAUGUGUGUUACCACUCAUCUACCUUCAUUACCAGUGAUAAUUAUAACACAAUGUAUGUUUGAAAGAUAUGACAAUCAUUAGCCUUUGAUACUUUGAUUUCCCCUACCAUCAGAUGUGUUUUUAAGGAUUUUGCUUUGGUCAUUUUGGAGCAUUCUGAAGCAAAAAGCAGGAUUUACUGUGCAUUACAUUCCUGGCUGGUGACUGUAGACUACAACAAAUUGAACGGAGAAACAUAUUUCAUGGUUUGCAAGAGUCGUUAUUCAUAUUCAGGAAUUAUUCGGUCCUUAAGCUUGAGGUCUAAGUUACUUUAAGGCAUUACACUCAAUGAAGUUCUUCUGCAGAUACGACAGUACUAAAAUUCAGAGUCAGUGAAAUAGAAAAAAGAAAUAGAUCAUUUUUAUUUUUGGAGAAAUCUAACACUGUCAUAUACUUAUUUAUGGUUUAUUCCUUGCCAGCUUUUGCUUUAUUGUGUUCAUCAACUUUUGUUUUACCCAUCUGAAACAUGUUGAAUGUUUUUGUGAGUGUUGUUGAAUGUAUGCCUUUAGCCUUAAAGUCGUUUUUUUUUUUCCUCAUUCAGGUACGCCAACUGAUUGUUCACUCCAUGCUGUUUUUAUCUAAAGGGUCAUUAUGUCCUCAGAAUAUGAUGUUGAUAACUAAAGGCUGACAAAAUAAAAAAAA